ACGCUAGGUAAACAGUCUGGAACGUACCCUGGGAGAGUCAGAAGUACAUCCGGUGUUGGAGGAUCUGUGUUGGCUCUUGGAAGGCGGGUAAGAAGAGCGGAGGGUGUCUCCCACAGACUGGCACCAUGAACGUAUUUGAUCGGAAGAUCAACUUUGAUGUACUCUUUAAAUUUUCCCACAUAACCCCCUCGACACAGCAGCACCUGAAGAAGGUCUAUGCCAGUUUUGCCCUCUGUAUGUUUGUGGCGGCUGCGGGGGCCUAUGUCCAUGUGGUCACUCAUUUCAUUCAGGCUGGCCUGCUGUCUGCCCUUGGCUCCCUGGGGUUGAUGAUUUGGCUGAUGGCAACACCUCAUAGCCGUGAAACUGAGCAGAAAAGACUGGGACUGCUUGCUGGCUUUGCUUUCCUUACAGGAGUUGGCCUGGGUCCGGCCCUGGAAUUGUGUAUUGCCAUCAACCCCAGUAUCCUUCCCACUGCCUUCAUGGGUACAGCAAUGAUCUUCACUUGCUUCACCCUGAGUGCACUCUAUGCCAGGCGUCGUAGCUACCUCUUCCUAGGGGGAACCUUGAUGUCAGCCAUGAGCCUGAUGCUCCUGUCUUCCCUGGGGAACCUUUUCUUUGGAUCCAUUUGGCUUUUCCAGGCAAACCUGUAUGUAGGGCUGGUGGUCAUGUGUGGUUUUGUCCUUUUUGAUACUCAACUCAUUAUUGAAAAGGCUGAAAAUGGAGAUAAGGAUUAUAUCUGGCACUGCAUUGAUCUCUUCCUGGAUUUUGUUACUCUAUUCCGAAAACUCAUGAUGAUCCUGGCUAUGAAUGAGAAGGACAAGAAAAAAGAGAAGAAAUGAAAUGACCACCUAGCCUUUCCCAAUUUGACUUCCUCUUCCUCCACCCUUCAUUUCCUCUUUGCACACAUUACAGGUGGCGUGUUCUGUGAUAAUGAAAAGCAUCAGAAAAGCUUUUGUACUUUGUGGUUUUCUCUAUUUUGAAUUUUUUGAUCAAAAAACUGAUUAGCAGAAUAUAGUUUGGAGUUUGGCUUCAUAUUCUGGGAUUAGUCUCCAUUUCCUCUUCUGUCAACCCCAUCCCUAGCCUCUUCCUGGCUCAGGCAGCCAGUCCACCAUGAGGAAUGGGACCAGCAGAGGGAACAGCCUCCAGGAGUCUGCCUUGUUGACUGAGCUUCACCAGGUGGACCUGAACUGUUGGGUGGAUAACCACUCUGCUCUUCCUUCUGCAGCGUUCUUUGCUUGUGCGCAGUGCCAGUGGGACUGGGCAGUGUGUUUUCCGUUGGAAAGAAGUUUGCUGGUCCUGCUGUUACUCAAGCUCAUUAUAUCUGAGCUUCUGCCAACCCCUACCAAGAAAAUGAAGAGCCUAUACUGGUGUGGAUGCUUUGCUUCCUCUGAGCUGCCCAAGUUGCUGCUUGCCUGGCAAAUGUAUCUUUAUGCCUUGCCAUCACAGAAGGAACAAGAUUUGCUUGUGUUCCCUUUCCCACCCCUUGCCUGACCCUCAGGGAAUCUGCCUGCUUUCCAUCCAUGGGGGUGGGAGGAUUUCAGCACAAAGGGAAGACUCUGCUUCUUGUCAGGCAUUUAUGAAAAGGCUGAUUAUAUAUGGCAAGGUAUAGCAUAGACUUUCCAAACUUACCCUGGUCUAUUUUUUUUAAUGGGUCACCUUACUGCAUGGCCUCCACCUGGUGGCUGUGAUUGAAGACCCCAAGAGAGGAAGGGUGGGGAAGGGGUAUGGUUGCUCCUCUGGCUAAUUGUAACGAAUCCUGCCAGAGGGAUACAUAACAACUUAUUUGGGAUGGGGGGAAUAAAUCUCUACCAGUUGAGUGGCUCUUUGUUCAGAUAAUAGAAUGGGGCUGUGAUGACUGGGAGGCAGCAUCCCUCACAGUUCUUCGUUAGGUUUUUGUCCCCUUCUGGGUCAGGCCAGAGAUUUGAGGCAGUUGGUAGAUGUUUGUUUUACAGACGCACUUUAGUUUUUGGUCUGUUCACUUGCUUCCAGAAAUCUGCAGCUGCCUUCCAGGCAGGUACCAGGUAACCAAGUUUCCUGCAGCUUUGUGGUGGUGAGCGUGGAUGGACAGUGCUAAUGAGAGCAGCAGUCCCUCAGUGUGAUGCCACAGUCAUCUGGCACAAACGGCAGUGAUGGGAGCAGCUGUGGCUCUGGCUACUCACAGGGCUUCAAUGUAAGGGGGACCAGGCCAUUGAAAACAGUAAAUAGCAUUUUUGGCUCUCCCUGGUCACAACCAGUGUGGUUUGAAAUCGUGGGUGCUGGUUCAGUGAGUGUAUGAUGCCACUGUGCCAUCCUAUGGAGCUCUUUGUUCCCAGGCUGUGUAUAUUCCUGGGGUGGGUGCUGCCCAGAAUGGCUCACCUCCACAGAGGAUACCAUCCUCUGAUACAGGUGCUGCCUCCAUCCUCUGGCUUGAGAACUUAGUAAAGGGACUUCUUCCUAUUAAGCCCCCAAUAGCAGCAAUCCAUAAAUUUGGUGAUUCUCUGCCGGGCCUGAGAAUCUUGUUAAAUCUCCUGAAGCCAAACUCCACCUCUUGUGCUUUUUUGCUUGGGAUAAAGGAGUUUUUCUUUAGAAACAGUGCCAAGAAUGACAAGAUAUAAAAACAAAACAAAAAACUACUUUUAAAGAAAAUGCCUAACAGGUUUUUAAUACAGUAAUCACUAUAAUAUCACUUUCUUUUCUAGUUCCUUGGUUUUCAGCUCAGGCUGCAUUCUCUAACUCAUACUGUGAAGACAAAGGUGUUUUUGAUUCAGAAAUAUAAGAAAACUACAUAGUCUUAAUUUGUAAAAAAUAAAGAAAAUUCCUUAACCUUU
Choloepus didactylus (southern two-toed sloth) is the source of this 2807-nucleotide messenger RNA. RefSeq names its product transmembrane BAX inhibitor motif containing 6 (gene TMBIM6). The transcript is spliced from 10 exons. The coding region runs from base 126 to 839 and encodes 237 amino acids. NCBI's taxonomy places the organism in Eukaryota, Metazoa, Chordata, Mammalia, Pilosa, Megalonychidae. Gene Ontology annotation, biological process: cellular response to unfolded protein; negative regulation of RNA splicing; negative regulation of apoptotic signaling pathway. The record is from RefSeq and is a predicted model, not a curated record. Gene Ontology annotation, cellular component: mitochondrial membrane. Gene Ontology annotation, molecular function: enzyme binding.